GCGCCGCCGCAGUAGCGAGCAGAGUCUCUCGGCGGGGAGGAAGGAUCUCGUCGCAGGCGCGUUCGUCCGAGGCGUUGCGCUCGAGGCUGCGGGCUGGUUGGUGAGCCGAGCUGCCGCCGGGGCUGCUGCUUCCUCCACGUGCUUGCGGCGGCGACAUGGAGCUGGAAGAGUCGGGCAUCCGAGAGGAGUGUGGCGUGUUCGGGUGCAUCGCCUCGGGAGAGUGGCCCACGCAGCUGGAUGUUCCCCAUGUGAUCACCCUGGGGCUCGUGGGGCUGCAGCACCGAGGCCAGGAGAGCGCUGGCAUCGUGACCAGUGAUGGUAGUUCAGUGCCAACAUUCAAAACACAUAAGGGAAUGGGCCUUGUAAAUCAUGUCUUCACUGAAGACAAUUUGAAGAAAUUAUAUGUUUCAAAUCUUGGAAUUGGACACACGAGGUACGCCACUACAGGAAAGUCUGAAUUAGAAAACUGUCAGCCCUUUGUGGUUGAAACUCUUCAUGGGAAAAUAGCUGUGGCACAUAACGGUGAAUUGGUAAAUGCUGCUCGAUUAAGGAAAAAGCUUCUGCGUCAUGGUGUUGGCCUGUCCACAAGCUCCGAUAGCGAAAUGAUUACCCAGUUACUGGCGUACACCCCUCCCCUGGAACAAGAUGACACCCCCGACUGGGUAGCCAGGAUUAAAAACUUGAUGAAAGAAGCGCCCAUAGCAUACUCGCUGCUUAUAAUGCACAGAGACGUGAUCUACGCAGUCCGGGACCCGUAUGGAAACCGUCCUCUGUGCAUCGGUCGUCUCAUCCCAGUGUCUGACAUCAAUGAUAAAGGGAAAAGGGCAUCAGAAACGGAAGGAUGGGUCGUGUCUUCAGAAUCUUGUAGCUUUUUAUCUAUCGGUGCAAGGUACUACCGUGAAGUCUUGCCUGGGGAAAUUGUGGAAAUAUCCAGACAUAACGUUCGAACUCUAGAUAUAAUCCCAACAUCUGAAAGCAACCCAGUGGCUUUUUGUAUCUUUGAAUAUGUGUAUUUUGCAAGACCAGACAGCAUGUUUGAAAACCAGAUGGUUUAUACGGUUAGAUACCGUUGUGGUCAGCAGCUGGCAAUUGAAGCUCCUGUGGAUGCAGAUCUGGUCAGCACUGUUCCCGAAUCUGCUACUCCUGCUGCCCUUGGCUACGCAGCAAAGUGUGGGCUGCCCUACGUGGAGGUGCUGUGCAAGAAUCGCUACGUGGGAAGAACCUUCAUACAACCCAACAUGAGGUUGAGACAGCUGGGUGUGGCCAAAAAGUUUGGAGUGCUGUCGGACAAUUUUAAAGGAAAAAGAAUCGUUCUCGUAGAUGAUUCUAUUGUGAGAGGCAACACCAUCUCACCCAUAAUAAAGUUGCUCAAAGAAUCAGGUGCAAAAGAGGUACACAUUCGAGUAGCUUCUCCACCAAUUAGAUAUCCGUGUUUCAUGGGAAUAAACAUUCCCACAAAAGAGGAGCUUAUUGCCAAUAAGCCAGAAUUUGAUUGUCUUGCAGAGUAUCUUGGGGCCAACAGUGUUGUGUAUCUCUCAGUAGAAGGACUCGUCUCAUCCGUACGAGAAAAACUAAAAUUUCAAAAGCAGAAAGUGAAAAAGCAUGAAGUGAUUCAAGAAAAUGGAAUUGGUCCAGAAAACUUUGAAAGGAACGGCCAUUGCACGGCUUGCCUCACUGGCCAGUACCCUGUGGAACUGGAUUGGUAGCUGGUCCGGGGCAGGCGCAUGGCUUCGACGUACAAAGCUGGGCCAGAAGUGGCAGCGGUGACACAUUUCCUGUUUACUGUUCCUCACCUCAGUUGGUACAAUACAAAACACCACCUGCUCGUGGGCCGGUACGAGUCCUGAAGAUGAUCCGAGUGCUGUAAUUGAACCUCGCCAGCAGCAUGUCA
Messenger RNA from Ochotona princeps (American pika), 1891 nucleotides. It is a transcript of the gene PPAT, whose product is annotated as phosphoribosyl pyrophosphate amidotransferase. Bases 156 to 1706 code for a protein of 516 amino acids. Lineage: Eukaryota; Metazoa; Chordata; Mammalia; Lagomorpha; Ochotonidae. The record is from RefSeq and is a predicted model, not a curated record. The transcript has 11 exons. Gene Ontology annotation, biological process: purine nucleotide biosynthetic process; purine nucleobase biosynthetic process. Gene Ontology annotation, molecular function: amidophosphoribosyltransferase activity.